AUGGCUUCAUUAGAGAAGAUAUCUGCCAAUCUGAAACUUACAGAAUCUAAGAAAAACGACCUACGAAAGGCAAUUCUCUGGCUAACCCUCGAAUGGAAAGAUUUCGAAGAGCACUUGGAUUCAACCCAAGGUUCAUUCCGAGAAUGCUUCGAUGAACUAGAAUCGAGAGAGAAGCACUUGCAUUCAAUUCAAGAGUCAAUCUCCGAAAGCAACAAAGAUCUCAAUUUAAUCCAAAAUUCAAUCGAAAGUCGGUUAAGAGAAGUGGAAAACAAGGAGAAAGAGUUUCACGCUUUUCAAGAAGAGCAGAUUGAGGACUUCGAAUUGAAAGAAAAGCAACUGGGCUUGGUUAGAAAGUCUGUCGAGGCAAGGAUUGAGGAGGUUAAGUCGAAGGAGAAAACAUUGGAUGCAACUCAGAAGUUGGUAGAAGGGCUUUUUGACAAACUUGCAUUGGAGAUAAAGCAAUUUGAGCCUAUUCAGAAACUGAUUGAUGAGAGGUUUAAGGAGAUUGGUUUGAAGGGGGAGUACUUUGAGAAUAGAACAACACGUCUCAAUUCUGUUCAGAAUUGGAUAGAGAGGAGAGCCAAAGAGCUUGAUACUAAAGAGGAACAGUUGGAAGAGCGUGGAAAAGAACUUGAAUUGAAGGAAAGGAAUUUGGGUUCAGUCCAAAAAGAACUCGAACUAAAAGAAAAAGAAGUAGAAUGCGCUCAGGAAUCGAAUGAAAAGCGCGCAGCAGAACUUGAAUCAAGAGAGAAACAACUGAAUUCAGUAAAGAAGUUUACCCAAGAUUGCUUCAAGGAGUUUCAAUCCAAAAAGAAGCAAUGCCAGUUGGAACAAAAGUUGUUUGAAGAGCGCGUGAAGGACAUUGAGUUAAGAGAGAAACAAGUUGAGGAUCGGGUUAAAGAAUUUGGAUCGAAAGGAAAGCAAUUCAGUAAUGCCAUUGACCCUCGUGUAAAGACAGAGCCAGUAGAAAAUCUGCCAGGUGAGAUUGAUUGUUUGUCGGCAGAUAUACGAUUCGUUGUUACAAUGGAUGGGAAAAGUUUGCAGAUGUUCUUAAAUGGGCGGGGAAAGGACCAUGAGUUGAUGGCUGAAGAGGUUUACAAGGCUCUAAGAUUGUCACCGGACCCCUCAAAGUUGGUUUUAGAUGCAAUGGAAGGGUUCUACCCUCCCCAUUUAAAGAAGGAGAAUGUGGAGUUUGAAGGAAAUGUAGUGAGGAGUAGCUGCAUUCUUUUGUUAGAGCAGUUGAUGAGAAUUUUGCCGCAGAUUCAACCUCAUGUGAGAGAAGCUGCAUUGAGACUUGCAGGAGAGUGGAAGGCAAAAAUGGUGGUCGGUGGUAAGAAGUCUUUGGACGUGUUAGGUUUAUUGCAUCUUUUAGCUUCCUAUGGGUUGGCCUCUGCUUUCGAUGAGGAUGAGCUUCUUAAUCUUGUUGAGAUUGUUGCUGAGCAUAGACAAACCCCUGAAUUAUGCCGGCUUCUUGGUUUCACAGAAAAUAUUCCUGAGGUACACUGGUUGUUUGGGUGUCUUAAGGGUGAUGGUUCUUCAUGUAUGUUAAGAGUAUUAAGUCGCUGGUUGGUUGUGAGGCGCCGUCAACGUUGGUGGCUUCUUGUUCAAUCGCGGUUGUGUGGUGAUCCGUCGUCCGGUGGUGGUGGUAGUCACUUGUUGGGUGUGAGGCACCGUCGACUAGUGUGGUCGACGUUGGUGGCUUUUGUGGUGGUGGUAGUUGCUGGACAUUGGCGCCGUCGACUGGUGUGGUCAAUGUUGGUGGCUUCUCUUGACGCCGUCGACAGUAAAGAUCUAGUCCAAAAUUUAAUCAGAAAGCAGCAGCAUCUCGUGGCAAUUAGAUUUAUUUGUUCAUUUGGGCUUGUUAACAAGUUCCCACCCGUGCCUAUCAUGAAAGACUACUUGAAGCAAGUUAAAAACAUUGCCAAGAGUAUGCGUAAGAAAGAUAACUCACGUAAGGCACAGAAUCAGUCCACAGGAAAAAGAGUAGCAGCUAUGAGAGCUGUAAUGAAAUGCAUUGUAGAUCACAAGCUUGAAUCUCUAUACUCACCAAAAAUUCUUGAAAAAUGCAUCGGGCAGCUUAUAAUGCAGAAUGCAGGUAAAAAAUUUACUGCCUCAUCCGCUACCAACAAGGCUCUGAAACGACAGCAAAUAGAGAUGAAACGAAUGUCAGUCAUCACUGCAACCAUCGCCCCCAAGGCCAUGGCCACUGCCCCAGACCCCCGCAGAGCCAUUGCUAACGUUUGUUCUCCUGCCACCAAUAUGGCUGUUAUCCUUGCUAAUAUGGAUGGAAAAAAUUUGCAGCUAUUCUUGAGUGAGCAUUUGGAAGAGCAUGAAUUCAUCAUGCACGAAGAAGUUUUUAGUGCUCUUCAAAUGUUGUUUGACCCGGCAAGGCUUGUUUUGGAUGCUAUGCAGGGAUUUUAUUCUCCACAUUCAGAUAACAGAAAUAAGGAUUUUGGAGGCAAUGUCAUUAGGAGGAGUUGCAUUCUUUUGUUAGAGCAAUUAGUGAGACUCUCCCCGACAAUUAAACCUCAGACGAAAGAAGAAGCAAUCAAACUUGCUUUUGAUUGGAAAGAGAAAAUGAGAGCCAAAAAUGAAAAUUGUAUGGAGAUCAUGGGUUUUCUGCUACUUAUAGGUGCCUAUGGAUUGGCCUUUGCUUUUGAUGCCGAUGAACUUCUCAAUCUUUUCAAGAUUGUUGCUCAGUUUAGACAUGCUCCUGAGUUAUGUGAAGCCCUUGGUUUCUCCGACAAUGUCCAUGUAAGCGGCAUACUUCAUCCUGAAGCAACGAUUGGGCAAUUUUCAUCAGAAAAUUUGUGCUCCGGCGCAGUAGCAUCUUCGUCUAUGGGUCAAAGGCAUGACUUUGAAUUUUUAUGCACCACCAUGGAUAGAAAAGGAGAGGAGCUUGAUUCAAUGUGGAAUGAUGUUCCGGCUUCCAUUCGUCAUGCAUCAGAUCCAGCAAAGCUUGUUUUGGAUGCAUUGCAAUGUUGCUACUACUCCAAGUUGAAGAGAAAUAACAAAUUUGUCAUGACAAGUUUCGUUAAUUUAUUGGAGCAGCUUAUGAGAAUCUCACCUGGGAUUAUGCCUCAGGUAAAAGAAUCGGCAAUGAAAUUUUCUGUUGAUUGGAGAGCAGAAUUGGAUGGUCCAAGAAUGUUUCCCAUGGAGGUUUUAGGGUUUCUGCAGCUUUUAGCCACCUACAAAUUGGCUGCUUAUUUUGAUGCAAAUGAUCUUCUUGAUCUUUUGGAUGCUGUUCAUCAGCAGAAGCAGACUACUAAUUUAUUUCAGGUCCUUGGUCUGGCAGAUAAGAUUCCUUCUUUUAUCCACAAUCUCAUUGGAAAGGGGAGGCGGCUUCAGGCUAUUAGGUAUAUUUAUGCAUUUCAGCUUGUUGACAUUUUCCCACCAGUGCCUCUCCUGCAAAGUCACUUGAUAUAUUCAGAGCAGCUUGCCAAGAAAAAAUGUGAGGAGGGACACAACUCUCCCGUAGCACAGUAUAGGGCCACAAACAAUGAAAUUACUGCUCUCAGAGCUGUAAUCAAAUGCAUUCUAGAUCAUGGGCUUGAAUCUGAGUACUCAGUUGAGAACCUUAAAGCACGCAUUGCACAGCUAGAAAGGCAGCGGGAUGAGUGGAAAAUCUCAAUGCUAUGCCCGUCCUCGAAGGUUCAAUGCCAACAGAACGAAACAAAAACAAGUCCUCCAGCUUCUCUCCUCGCAGCCAUUGGCCAGCCACAACUGCAGGACACAAUAGAACAUGGUCCAGCUGCUGCUGUCAAUUCCAAGGCUGAAUCACAUCAAAAGCCUGCACAAAAGCGUCGUCGGGUCGAUAUAUCAGUAGAAGCAAUGCCAACUACUCAUCUUGGUUCUGCUUAUCCCACUCACUCAGAACAAACAUCUUCUCGGUAUACAGGGGGCUGGUUCACAGAACAAGAUGGACCCUAUUCAAGGGCACCCCUUGGACACUACAGCUUGGGGAGUUCAACUCCUAUCAUGCCACAUACAAGCCAUUUGGAGUGGCAGUAUGGAUCAGAUGCCUCACCUAAUUGGGGCACCAGAAAUUUUGGUUUUUCUGGUGGGCACUUUGGGGUGGCUGCUAAUCUGAAUGAUCAGCCAUCCAUGAUGGAUGAAAGACAAAGACAAUAUUCAAAUGUUUCAUGGCAAGUGCCCUAAUUGAUCUGCCACUUAACCACCCCUCCCUAUCUACUAAGGGACAAAGUAGUGAUGCUUUUUUAUGGGAUCAAGUGCUGGCUCUAGUUUGCUACCUCAGUUAGCUUCCAUCUUACAAUCCUUAAAGGGUUCCAAUGGUGAUGGCGUGCUAGUUAUGGUUUGUAACCUCAAUGCCUUCCAUCUUUUGUUCCUUGUGCUUUCCUAGACUUAACGUAUUGAUAGUUUUUUUUUGAACGGUAACUUGUUGAUAGUUAAGUCCAAUAUAAAGAGUAGGAGAAUGAACAGUGAUGAGUAACCUCCUUGUACAUUGUUUUUAAAUAUUUUUGUACAGUUCAAAAAUAGUACAGUAGCUUUUGUUGUUGGAUUGCUUUCCAAAUGCUUCCCUAGAUCUUAUCAAUGCUCGUUUUGUGAAGGCUUGGAAGAAUGCCAGUUUGUAACUUUUCAGUUGUAUUUUGCUUUUCAUUUGAUUGUUGAACUUUAUUUUCUCUUUUGCC
This is a messenger RNA of Ilex paraguariensis (yerba mate), 4649 nucleotides long. NCBI's taxonomy places the organism in Eukaryota, Viridiplantae, Streptophyta, Magnoliopsida, Aquifoliales, Aquifoliaceae. The record is from the annotation of a GenBank genome assembly.